Mangifera indica (mango) is the source of this 1247-nucleotide messenger RNA. RefSeq names its product mitogen-activated protein kinase homolog D5-like. The record is from RefSeq and is a predicted model, not a curated record. Gene Ontology annotation, molecular function: ATP binding; protein serine/threonine kinase activity. Gene Ontology annotation, cellular component: cytoplasm; nucleus. Bases 70 to 468 code for a protein of 132 amino acids. The transcript is spliced from 3 exons. NCBI's taxonomy places the organism in Eukaryota, Viridiplantae, Streptophyta, Magnoliopsida, Sapindales, Anacardiaceae. Gene Ontology annotation, biological process: protein phosphorylation; intracellular signal transduction.
UUGCCAUACAUCUCCCCUGACCCGAAAAAACACAAAAUUCACAUAAACGAAAAAAAAAACAACGUCGAAAUGGAGGGAGGAGGUGCCGCGGCCCAGCAGGACGACACGGAGAUGGAAGAGGCGCCAUCAGACCCUCAGCAGCCACCGACGGCUCCUCAGGCGGCGGGUAUCGAGAACAUCCCGGCGACGUUGAGUCAUGGGGGACGAUUUAUUGAGGACAACAUAUUUGGGAACAUAUUUGAAGUGACGGCGAAGUAUAGGCCGCCUAUUAUGCCCAUCGGGAAGGGCGCAUACGGCAUCGUUUGUUCGGCGUUGAAUUCGGAGACAAAUGAACAUCUGGCAAUAAAGAAGAUAGCAAAUGCAUUCAAUAAUAAGAUUGAUGCAAAGAGGACUCUUCGUGAGAUCAAGUUGCUUCGACACAUGGAUCAUGAAAACGUCAGUGAUUUGGCAGCGGAGUUUGAAAGUUAAGUACACAAACAGCAACACAGCUAUAGAAAUGGAGAAAAUAUUAAGAAUUUUGAAGAAUAAACUAUUAGAUCAUCUGCUUCACAACCUUGGGUCUCAUCAUGCCGCUAUGGCAUCAUAAACUUAUUGUAAUGAUAAGAGGAAUGUGAAGCUGGCAGGGCAACAAUGUAAGCAAAGGAAAUCUACUGAAGCAGCAUGUGAUCAGUUCUGAAAGUGGUAAGACAUUUCCAAAUGGAUAAAAAUUCUUAUAAAUAUUAAGAUCUUUGUGAUGAUGACAAAGCUUAUGUCUUUUCAACAGGAUUAAAGAAAGCCAAAAAAAAAAAAAACCUCAAAAAAUUUAAGUUCACUAACACGAAACAGCUAGUGACUUGGAGAAAAUCUAAAAAGGGUUAAUGCCACAAACCACUAGAUCAUUGCUUCACAGAUUUGGGGCUUCAUCAUGUCACCAUGUCAAAAAAUGCAGUGGCAGGGUGUUACAGACCUGGAUUUCUGUUUUGGAGCUGCUCUUCACUGCUGCUGGAUUAGUGGUAUCAUGAUGUUUGCUUGAGAUUUUAAUGUGUUUAGGGAUGAAAUAGAUGCUGAAGAUGUGGUGCUGCGUUGGCUCUUCCUUGCUGCUGCACUCCUGUUACUGGACUAGUACUGGAAAAGAAAUCUGGAAUUUACGUAUUAUAGUUACUGUUGUAUUGAAUGAUAAAUGUACUUAAAUAUCUUAACAAUAUUUGUAAACUGAUACUUGUAUUGAAAAGAUUUUCCAGAAUUACAAUAAAAGUACAAUUGGUCCA